CAAAUAUCGUCCACUCUUGUCAUUUAUCUCCAAUCUCCCUCUGUUUUUCUUUUGUUUUUGCUCUCUUUUUUCCGUUCUUCCCUGCAUCUGGGUGCUGUAAAGGGAGGAGCGGCAACAGACAACAGUGCGAUCAUGUCGACGAUUAGCCUCGAUCCUCUCCUGUAUCACUGUGGUAAAGGGAAACAUAGAUUUCACUAUCGUCCUAGAUUCAAUACGCUCAAGCCCUGUUCCUUUAGUUAUUGUCCCAAUAAGCUUCUUCAUCAUGGCCGAAAGAGCUUUGUCAAUUACAAUUCUUAUAGGCUUCCUACUUUUAGAGCUAGCGCUACUAAUGCCCCUCUUCUUCAAACUUUCCAAUCUAAGGAUGUCUUGUUCCAGGAGACGUUUCCUCUCAAGCGGAAUGAAAAGUUGGAGGGAAGGAUCUCUGUCAGACUAGCCCAGGGGAAUGACCAGAAUCAAUGGGAGCUUACUGUAGGAUGUAACCUUGCUGGGAAAUGGAUUCUUCAUUGGGGUGUGUCCUUAAUCGACGACAGUGGCAGCGAAUGGGAUCAACCUCCUAAAGAAAUGAUACCCCCGGGUUCAAUACCCAUCAAAGAUUAUGCUAUCGAGACACCAUUGAAGAAAUCAUCCUCGUCUUCUUCGGGAGAUUUUGUUCAUGAAGUGAAGAUAAAUCUUGUCCCCGACAAAACAAUUGCAGCUAUAAAUUUUGUUUUGAAGGAUGAACAAACUGGAAUUUGGUAUCAGCACAAAGGGAGAGAUUUUAAGGUGCCUCUUUUAGACUACCAUGGUGAAGAUGGCAAUAUAGUUGGAACCAAAAAGGGCUUGGGUUUAUGGCCAGGGGCUUUGGGUCAGCUAUCCAACCUCCUUGUCAAAGCAGAAUCAAGUUCUAAAGAUAAAGGAAGGAGUGGUGAAUCUGGAGAUGCAAAGGAGGAAAAGAAGUAUUUGGAAGGAUUCUAUGAAGAGCUGCCCAUUGUAAAAGAAGUAGCUGUUGAUAAUUCAGUCAGUGUUUCAGUUAGAAAGUGUCCUGAAACAACCAAAAAUCUUUUGUAUUUGGAAACUGAUCUACCUGGAGAUGUUAUUGUUCAUUGGGGAGCGUGCAGAGAUGAGACUAGAAAAUGGGAGAUUCCAGCUGCUCCUCACCCUCCAGAAACAACAGUAUUCAAGAACAAAGCCUUACGUACCCUACUGCAGCCUAAAGAAGGGGGGAAGGGAUGUUGUGGAAUUUUUACCAUAGAAGAAGAUUUUGGAGGAUUUCUUUUUGUUCUCAAGCAGAAUGAGAACUCUUGGUUAAACUAUAAGGGAGAUGACUUCUACAUCCCCUUGUCAAAUUCUGGUAACUUGCCUGGUCAACAGAGAGAGAGCGAAUUAAAAGAUGCAGGAGUAUCUAAAAAAUCUGGAGAAGAAUCUGAAGGAGUUUCUGUUACUGCUUAUACUGAUGGAAUUAUCAAGGAAAUAAGAAAUUUGGUUACUGACAUUUCUUCUCAGAAGACUAAAAAGAAAAAAACCAAAGAAGCACAAGAAAGCAUUCUACAGGAAAUUGAAAAAUUGGCAGCUGAAGCCUAUAGUAUCUUCAGAAGUUCUGCUCCAACUUUUACAGAGGAAGUAAUUGAGAUGCCUAAACCUGUAGAACCACCUGUGCAAAUAUCCUCUGGCACAGGUUCGGGUUUUGAAAUAUUGUGCCAAGGGUUUAAUUGGGAGUCUCACAAAUCUGGAAGAUGGUACAUGGAACUUAAAGAGAGAGCUGCAGAAUUAUCCUCCCUUGGUUUCACUGUGCUAUGGUUGCCACCUCCAACUGAAUCUGUGUCACCAGAGGGGUACAUGCCGAAGGACUUGUAUAAUUUAAAUUCCAGAUAUGGUAACAUUGAUGAGCUGAAGGAUGUUGUGAAGACGUUCCAUGAUGUUGGGAUAAAGGUUCUUGGUGAUGUUGUGCUAAAUCAUCGUUGUGCACAUUUUAAAAAUCAAAAUGGUAUUUGGAAUAUAUUUGGUGGCCGCUUAAAUUGGGAUGAUCGUGCAGUAGUUUCAGAUGAUCCACAUUUUCAGGGUAGGGGCAACAAAAGUAGUGGAGAUAACUUCCAUGCUGCGCCUAACAUUGAUCAUUCACAAGAUUUCGUGAGAAAUGAUAUUAAAGAAUGGUUAUGCUGGUUAAGAAAGGAAAUUGGGUAUGAUGGAUGGAGGCUUGAUUUUGUCAGAGGAUUCUGGGGUGGUUAUGUGAAGGAUUACUUGGAUGCAAGUGAACCUUACUUUGCUGUUGGCGAAUACUGGGAUUCCCUGAGCUAUACGUAUGGUGAGAUGGAUCAUAAUCAAGAUGCUCAUAGGCAGAGAAUUGUUGACUGGAUAAAUGCUACUAAUGGAACUGCUGGGGCAUUUGAUGUUACUACCAAAGGGAUCCUUCAUUCUGCACUUGAUAGAUGUGAAUAUUGGCGAUUAUCAGAUGAGAAGGGAAAGCCUCCUGGAGUUGUUGGAUGGUGGCCCUCUCGUGCUGUUACCUUUAUAGAGAAUCAUGACACUGGAUCUACUCAGGGUCAUUGGAGAUUUCCUUGUGGGAAGGAAAUGCAAGGAUAUGCUUACAUCCUGACUCAUCCUGGGACACCAUCUGCAUUCUAUGACCACAUUUUCUCCCACUACAAAUCUGAAAUUGCAGCACUUAUUUCCCUCAGAAAACGGAAUAAAGUUAACUGCCGGAGUGUAGUUACAAUUGAGAAGGCAGAAAGGGAUGUCUAUGCAGCCAUCAUUGAUGAAAAAGUUGCUGUGAAGAUUGGACCAGGAAAUUUCGAACCGCCUAGUGGAUCCAGUGGAUGGUCAUUGGUUAUUGAGGGAAAAGACUACAAGGUCUGGGAAGUAUCAAAGUAAAUUCAGGUGAAUUCUGAAAUUUAGACAAUAGCUAACUUCUAGGAGACUUUGUGCUUGUUGGAUGAUCCUCAUGUAAACUGUACCAGAAGGCUGAAGAUAAUACUGCUAUUGGAUUGUGGAUAGGAGAUUUAUACUGUUUUCUAUGUAUCAUACAUAUUCAUUGGCUCUAUUAGAAGCAUUCAUCGAGGAGGCUGUUAAUGUUAUUGUAAAGUUCACCAAUUGGUGGCUAUGUAUAAACUUUUCAGCAGGUUAAUAAUAUACAAGGAGAUGUGGGUGAUGCAAUUGUAACCCUUUUUUCCCACCUCA
Benincasa hispida (wax gourd) is the source of this 3153-nucleotide messenger RNA. It is a transcript of the gene AMY3, whose product is annotated as alpha-amylase-like 3. Gene Ontology annotation, biological process: carbohydrate metabolic process. Gene Ontology annotation, molecular function: alpha-amylase activity; calcium ion binding. Lineage: Eukaryota; Viridiplantae; Streptophyta; Magnoliopsida; Cucurbitales; Cucurbitaceae. The record is from RefSeq and is a predicted model, not a curated record.